Molecule: messenger RNA, 433 nt
Organism: Trichoderma citrinoviride
Lineage: Eukaryota; Fungi; Ascomycota; Sordariomycetes; Hypocreales; Hypocreaceae
Exons: 2
Coding region: 26-433 (135 amino acids)
Source: RefSeq, a predicted model, not a curated record
ACGGGUGCAGAGUUCCGGAACCAACAUGCCGGCGGCCUGUCACAUGCUGAUCAUGACCGUUGGGACUUUGUGGCAAGCGCUCUACCUCAGGCCUGGUUGGCUUCAUGUUGGUGUGGUGACGGUCCCUGUCAAGCCCGGCCAAGAGCGUCCUGAUAGCGCUGACAUCGGCCACUCCGACCCAUCUUGCUUCAACAACCAGCGACUCAGUCCCUCCACGUGCAUUGCGCCUGUCUACAGCUUCACCCUCCUGCGGCCGCUCGGUCGACGUUUUCGGCGCCUUGACAACCGUGACAGCGUCCUUUCGGGCGGCCUGUCCGAGUCCUCAGCCGCAAACAGCCUCUCAGCCGGCGCCACGAUCUGGCCACCCGUGUGCGUGACGGCGCCGGAACGGGAGCGCCAUCGAUAUGAGUUGUGGCACUAUCAGGCCGGUUGA